This is a messenger RNA of Nipponia nippon (crested ibis), 1692 nucleotides long. The record is from RefSeq and is a predicted model, not a curated record. NCBI's taxonomy places the organism in Eukaryota, Metazoa, Chordata, Aves, Pelecaniformes, Threskiornithidae.
AUGGCGGGGGGGGGUGCGGGGCUGGCCAAGCGCCUGGGGACCCUCCUUUCGGGGCUGCUGGAGUGCGGCGCCUUCUGCGGCAUCAUCUUCGGCUGGGCCUCCCUCGUCUUCGUCCUCAAGGAGCUGGGCUACUUCCAGGACCUGUGCGAGGCCACCACCACCACCACCCUCGCGCCCAACUGGACCCUGCUGCCCAACUGCAGCCGGCAGGACGAGCAGUUCUCCCUGGUCUUCACCAUCGGCUCCUUCAUGAACAACUUCAUGAUCUUCCCCAUGGGCUUCAUCUUCGACCGCUUCGGCACCGCCGUCGCCCGCCUCAUCGCCAUCUCCCUCUACACCGGCGGGACCCUGCUCGUCGCCUUCUCCACCCCAGAGCUGUCGGUGCUGCUCUUCCCGGCCAUGUCCAUGCUGUCGGUGGGUGGCAUCCUCCUCAUCCUCACCAACAUGCAGGUGGGCAACCUCUUUGGGAAGUACCGCUCCAUCAUCAUCACCCUCUACAACGGGGCCUUCGACUCCUCGUCCGCCAUCUUCCUCAUCAUCAAGGUGCUGUACGAGCACGGGCUGUCCCUGCGGGCCAUGUUUCUCUUCAUGGCGGCCUGCAGCACCUGGCACCUGCUGCGCACCCUCUUCCUCAUGCCCUGCACCCGCAUCCCCUACCCGCUGCCCCCCGCCUACAACUACGGGUGGCAGCGGUGGGAGGGACCGGGGCGGCGGUGGGUGGGCCUGGGGGCGUGGCACGGGGGUGUGGCUCGGUGCGGCGGUGGGCAGGGCCUCAGGGCGUGUCCGGGCGUGUCCCUGGGCGUGUCCCCAGCCCUGUCCCCGGGCGCAGGCGGCGGGGACCCCCCCGGGAUGUCCUUCAGGGCCUGCGUCUGCUCGCGGGUCUUCGCCUGGCACGUGGCCUGGCUCUCCGUCAUGCAGCUGCGGCACUACCUCUUCAUCGGCACCCUCAACCCCCUGCUCAGCCACCUGGCCCACGGGGACGCCCGCCUGGUGAGCACCUACACCAACGCCUUCGCCUUCACCCAGCUCUGCGGGGUGCUCUGCGCCCCGUGGAACGGCCUCAUCCUCGACCGACACAAGCGGGGCAAGAACCCCCGCCCUGAGGGAGCCCUGGGGAUGCUGGCUGACCUGCAGGCCUCCGUGCUGUCGCUGGUGGUGACGGUGACGCAGUGCGUGCUCUUCUCCGUCUGCGCGGCGGUGCCCGUGCUGCCCGUCCAGUUCGCCACCUUCGUGCUGCAGGUGCUGAGCCGCUCCUUCCUCUACGGGGGCAACGCCGCCUUCCUGGCCAUCGCGGGAGUCCUGCGCCCCGAGGCGGAGGAGGCGGCGCUGGAGGUGCCGGAGGAGGACACCCGGUGCCCGCUGGAGAGCGAGGCGCAGACAUUCAGCAUCCACGACCCACUGAGUGCCACCACCUACCGCUACGCUGUCGUCACCCGCUGCCAGACCUUCCGCAAGGCCCAGCGUACCUGCUCCCGGUGCUACCACGGGCGCCUGGCCUCCAUCCACAGCUACCGCGUCAACGUCCUCCUGAAGCGCAGGGCGCGGCUCUGCACCAACCGCACCGAGGUCUGGAUCGGGGCCGUCACCCGGACUGUGGGAGCAGCACCCACCCAGCCCCCCCAGACGGAGAUGUGGGAGCUGCAGGGACCCAGGGCCGUGGGGUGGGACCCCCGGCCAGGCGGCACCUGCUGA